Molecule: messenger RNA, 330 nt
Organism: Talaromyces rugulosus
Lineage: Eukaryota; Fungi; Ascomycota; Eurotiomycetes; Eurotiales; Trichocomaceae
Exons: 3
Coding region: 1-330 (109 amino acids)
Source: RefSeq, a predicted model, not a curated record
AUGUCCAGCACAGCCCCCAAGCCAGUGGGCAUGCGCCAGAAUGGCAAGAACUGGCACUCCACCAAAAAGGCCUUUCGCCCGACCGCCGGCCUGAAGUCAUACGCCAAGCGACUCGAAGACCGAGCCAAUCUAGCGAAUAUCAAGGAGCGCGAGCGCGAACUGAGGGAGGAGAAGCAGGCGGAGCGAGACAGACAUACCCAAGCGAUCAAGGAACGGAGAGCCGCCAAGGAGGAAAAAGAGCGCUACGAGAAGAUGGCAGAGAAAAUGCAUCACAAGCGAGUCGAGAGGAGGAAGCGCAGAGAGAAACGGAACAAACUGCUCAACUCUUGA